Molecule: messenger RNA, 1145 nt
Organism: Lycium barbarum (goji berry)
Lineage: Eukaryota; Viridiplantae; Streptophyta; Magnoliopsida; Solanales; Solanaceae
Product: BURP domain protein RD22-like
Exons: 3
Coding region: 155-1009 (284 amino acids)
Source: RefSeq, a predicted model, not a curated record
UAUAAAUAAAUGAUGGUUGCUGGUCUAAUUCCAUAUUCCAUACUUUGUUUUCAGUCCUUUAGCUAUUCUAAAUUGUCAUAGCGAAAACGUUUCUCAAUGAAGUCGCAGCUCUUCUACUCGCUCUCAUUCAUUUGGCUUGCUUUUGUAGUAACUCAUGCAGCAAUAUCGCCAGAAGUUUAUUGGAAAGUUAAAUUGCCCAACACUCAAAUGCCCCCAAGCGAUCGAAGAUUUUCAUCCCCAAGCAGAUCAUAAUACUGACAGUAAUCAGAAAGUAUACUAUGGGACCCACCAAUAUGGAUUGUGGCCUUGGCAUCAUGAAGCUACAGAGGAUGAGAUUCGGGAGCUGAAAUCAGAUAAUUACAGACCUUACUUCUUAGAAAAGGAGUUGAAGAAACGAAAGAUCAUCAACUUUCGCCCCCUGAAAAAUAAAAAUGAUGCCCCAUUUUUGCCUCGCCAAUCCGUGGAAUCGAUUCCCUUCUCGUCGAAAACAAUCCCACAGAUUCUGAACCAUUUCUCAAUAGAUAGUAACUCAAAGGAUGCUCAAAUGAUUAAGAAAGCAAUCAAAUUUUGUGAAGAGCCAGAAAUGAAAGAAGAGAAGAAAUUCUGUGCAACUUCUCUGGAGUCCAUGGUAGAUUUCAUCUUAUCCGUGCUAGGAACAAACAAUAUUCUAGCAAUUACAGCAAAGGUAGAAGGGGAAACUCCAAUGUUGCAGAAAUAUACCAUUGAAGAAGUUCAACAGAUAUCUGAUGGUGAUAACAUGGUAUGCCACAAACUUAAUUACGCGUACGCUGUGCAUUAUUGUCAUGCUGCAGGAAGUACGAAGACAUUUAUGGUAUCUAUGGUUGGUGCUAAUGGAACAAGAGUAAAAGCAGUAUCAGUGUGCCAUAAAGAUACAUCCUUUUGGACCCCUAAAGGAUUGCCUUUCGUACUGCUCAAUGUUAAGCCUGGAACUACCCCUAUUUGUCAUUUCCUUCCAAAUGAUCAAAUCGUCUUUGUCCCUUCUAAUUAAGCUAUGUGGUAAUUAAUCUUAAUCCUAAGAGUUUGGGUAGCAUGUAACUAGUAUGGUGUGAUUACAGAAUCAUGCUACUUGUCUAUUAUCUGUAAUAUAUCUUUCUUAUAAUGGAAAUGAUUCUGGCUUCAAUUCA